AACAAAAAAAACGCCUCAACUAGAAAAAAACGUCGUGACGUCUGCAGUCGUAAAACAACGUCAUGUCUGUACAAGCAGCUUAUGGCUUAGCCUGAAAGCUAACAUCUUAUUUUUGUUUUUUGUUUUUGUUUAGUUUGGCGGGUCGGCUUUUGUUCUAGAUGGAGACCCAGAGCCUACCAUGAAACUCCGGGUACAGAAUGACAGUUGUUACGUAAAUAUGGCCGUGAUCGUAACUGCAGCGGGACACACUCUGACCGAGGCUCUUGUGUCUUAGGAGUGAUUCCAGAAGAGUACAGAAACUGAGGGAGUCUCCUACUGUAAUGCAGCCUAAUUCAACUGAGCGGGGUGGUCAUGCGGGAAAUGGUUUAUCCCUGACUCUGCAACCAGAGCUUUUCACCAGGGCACCUGUCAGUGGUGCUGCUGCCUCCGGCCCUGAGAGCGGUGAGGUACGAGUACCCAUGACCGGUGGCCCCGGAGAGUCCAGUGGAGGUGCCCCAUCCAGGAGAUGCAGGAUCAACUCCCACAGCCACUCGCAUUCACAUUCACACGCACAUAAUCGGGCGCCCCCUUCCAGUUCAGAGCCCGAGCUUGACCCGGCCGAGUCCGAUCUGGACUCUGGAGAACCCAGCGCCUCUCUUUCUGAGCUACGCUGUCUCUUCCGCUGGCUCCAAAAGAGUCUUCCUUUCCUGGUCAUACUGUGCGCUAAGCUGGUGAUCCAACAUGCUCUAGGUUUAGCAGUUGGGAUUGGCCUCUUCACAACCUUUCUGUAUGUGAAUAAAAACAUUCAAACUCAAGUCUUUCUUCAGGAUCGUCACUCAAAACUGCAGUGCAUAUGGCUGCUGCUCUUCCUGAUCUCCUCCACCUUACUGCUUUACUACACCUUUCUCACAGAGACACUUUAUCAUUGCCUCAUCCUGCUCAGUCCAGCCAUUGAGCCGCUGGGUUUCUGGGAGACACUCUGGGCAGUCGGCAUCACCAACUUUGUAAUAAAAUUCCUCUGCAUGGGAAUCAAGUGCCUUAUUUUGCUGCUGCCCUCUUCACUGGUGUCCUAUCGAACUCAGGGGCAGUGGCUCAUGUUGACUGAGGAACUGGGUCAAGUCCACCAGGCUAUAGCGCCUGUUCCACUGUGGUUCCGCUACCUAGUCACCUACCAGGAGACAGAAGGCACCCCUGGACUUACACUCGGGGUCCUGUUAGCUUUGCUCUACCUCAUACUAAAGCUUUUAGGAUUGUAUGGUCAGUGGACGUCUUUAAUGAAAACUGGGAGACUGUUUCUACGAGUCGAGUGCACAGGCACAGCAGCCACGAGGAGUCAGUGUAAUGAGGCUGGAGAUGUCUGCCCCAUCUGUCAGGGAGAGUACAGGGAGCCACGUGCGCUUCUCUGUCAGCACAUAUUCUGUGACGAAUGCAUCGCUCUGUGGUUCAACCGGGAGAAGAGCUGCCCCCUCUGCCGCACAGUGAUCACAGAGAAGGUCUACAAGUGGAGAGAUGGAGCCACGUCUCCACACCUGCAGAUUUAUUAAUGAGGAGCAGAUGGGAGCUGUUCAGGUGUGGGAUACUGGUAUUAUUUUGUGACGUUUCGUGGCUGUCAAGCCCCACUGACAGAUAAUGUCGUACACACUGUUUCAUUAGUCAGUUAAAGGCUGGGCUCCUUGCUGGCCGAGGUCAGUAAAGGUACACAACCAUAGGCACGUUUCUGGCUUCUUAUGUUUUUUCUCUUGUUAAGUCUCCAGCAAAGAAUUUAUUAUUCUCACAGAAAUUAUUUUCUCACCCUCGAGUAUUUUUUUGAUUUAAGUCGUUUCCCUUUGUGUUGCUUUUCUUCACCUUUAGUCUUUGAAACUUUCCUCGAGAAUGAAAAUUUCAUUACUUCCAAGUUGUUUUUUCUGUUUUGUGAAUAUAGGAGCAUAAGAGAAUUACACACAGCAUUUUCCUUUACAUCUGAACAAACACCUAGCACCCGAUCCCCGUCUUGUCCAGUGUUACUUAAUUUGUGAUCGCAACUUUUCCCAUUCAUCCAAACGAAUGCGCUGAAUAAAAGCAUCUGCUUUAGUUGUAUCGUUCAGUUUGAAAACAGAGCUGACCUUCUGGAACGACUCAUAGUUAUAAUUACACAUUAAUAUGUGCACACAGUAAACGUCUUGCUUUCAGCUUGUUUGGGGGACUGCAGAUGAUUGAUUGUGAUACUGAUUUACACGUAAAUUAUUUUUUUACAGGGCUGACGUUGCCCCGUUUUUGUAAAAACCAAAGACCGGGAGAAACAUCUAUUUUAUGUACAAAAAUCAUGUCACUUAUUUUUAUCUGCUCUGAUCCAUAAACUCUGAUUAAAGAUCUACAUCUAAGUU
This is a messenger RNA of Oreochromis aureus, 2342 nucleotides long. It is a transcript of the gene rnft1, whose product is annotated as ring finger protein, transmembrane 1. The record is from RefSeq and is a predicted model, not a curated record. NCBI's taxonomy places the organism in Eukaryota, Metazoa, Chordata, Actinopteri, Cichliformes, Cichlidae. Gene Ontology annotation, molecular function: ubiquitin protein ligase activity. The coding region runs from base 321 to 1523 and encodes 400 amino acids. The transcript is spliced from 9 exons. Gene Ontology annotation, cellular component: endoplasmic reticulum. Gene Ontology annotation, biological process: positive regulation of ERAD pathway.